AUGGAGCUAGGGGGCAGCUAUGGAGACAGUGACAGCGAGGACGAGCUGUUGGAUGCAGAAGACGCCGAGGCGUUGCAGGACCAAGUGCUUGCAUUCAUGCUUGCGCUGCUUGAUUAUAAGCUACCUAGCACUAAGUUUAAGAGUGGCUUUAUAAGUGGCAUGGCAGUGCUAGGAGUUAGCGCAGACAGGGGAUGGCUAGAUGCGCUCACGUAUACGCCUAAGCAGUCUGCUGUUGUCGCUAUAUCGCGCAUGCUUGAGCGGACAGCAAAGGUGGAUAAGCUGGUGGCUGGUGGAUACAGUGAAGAGGCAGCUAGCAGGAUCGCACCGACGCAUCUCGAGCUGGUGCAGGACAUGGGCUACAGGUUCAUGGUGCUAGCCGAGUUCAACGGGCAGCCGACGCCCAUGGAUUCUGUCUUGCGGCUGCGAGCAUUUGGCUUCACAGCCCAGUUUAACACCAAUGCGGAGGGCCUGGAUAGUGAGGGCGAGGUGGUGCCUAAGACGACGCCGUGUCCCGCGAUUUACUGGGACAAGCUGGUGGACAAUGCGGCUGCGCAGCAGGCUGGGUGGAGUUUUAUGGAAGAUGGGCGCAACUGCGGGGCUACUAGUGUACAGGACCCCAAGCGCUGGCUAGCAGGGCGUGUUUAG
Messenger RNA from Exserohilum turcica Et28A, 645 nucleotides. RefSeq lists its product as uncharacterized. The transcript is spliced from 3 exons. Lineage: Eukaryota; Fungi; Ascomycota; Dothideomycetes; Pleosporales; Pleosporaceae. The record is from RefSeq and is a predicted model, not a curated record. The coding region runs from base 1 to 645 and encodes 214 amino acids.